GCUGUCAGGACACCGACCACAUGAAGCUGCACUUGCCACCGUCACCACGUCUGUCUGACAGUCACACUGCCGGGGUCACCACGCUCACCUGGACACUACGUCGUCAUGGUGCAUUUGGCAUUUAUGUUUGUGGUCAUCGUCCAACACGUUUAUGGAAAUCCUCCUCUGAUUCCUCUGUCAGUCAAAGACGGCUGCUUGCUGGUGUCUACAGAGCUGAACAUUUCGAGAGUGGAGGGCGAGGCCAUAAUCCUCUUCUUCCCCAUGUUUGAGACCGUGCUCCGAGAACACAACAUUGCCCUCCCAACAGCGAAGUACCUCAUCACCAAGGACAACGGGCCAGAGGGCGUGGCCUAUCACAGCGAGGGGCGCGUUCAGCAGCAUAACAAACAACUGUGGUUCCUCCCAGCUCAGGCUUCAGACUCAGGGGAAUAUGUCUGUUCUUACAGAAAUGAAACCUACUGUGUAACUGGGAGUAUCAGGCUGCAGGUGUACGAGUCAAACGCCGUUGACAUGGAGAAAGUGUCGUAUCCAGUCCGAGCCGUGGUCGGAGAGAAUCUGAGACUCUCAUGUCCGUCUCUGAGUCACUUCAACAAGACGGGAAGAUGGAUCGAGUGGCACAAGGACUCCAGUCCCACCUCGCCUCGGCCAGGCAGAGCGAGCUCCUUCAGCCAGAACAGAGGUAAACUCAUAAUCCCCACUGUGAGGCGGUCCCAUGCAGGUGUCUACACCUGUCAGCUCAGAGCGCUAAUCAACGACCAGACUUACAAAGUCAGCAGAACCAUCGUGCUCCAUGUGGAAGAUUGGGAGCCUGAAAUCACUGAACCUGACCUGUCGUCGACCUCUGACCCCGGACCGAUCAGCAGCAGCACUGCCAACACGCCAAUGAUUCGACCUCCUGUGAUUGUGUCCCCGCUGAAUGGCUCCAUCUUUGAGACUUCACAUGGUUCAGCACUGGAGCUGUCGUGUACAGCGCUCACUGAGUGUCAAACAGCUGACUCCACUGUGGUCACAUGGCUGGUCAACUACCAAUCAGUGGAGUCAUCAUACCUCGAUGGGCGUGCUCUGCAGGGAGGAAGGAGGGUAACCAGAGUGUCUGAUGGCUGCCACAUUGAGAUGAGGCUCGUUGUGGUCGAGAUGACAGAACAAGACGUGAAAACGGAGCUGAAGUGUGUCGCUCAGAAUCGAGGAGGGAGACAGGAAGUGGUCGCACAGCUUCAACUAGAAGACUCCACAUUUACAUGGCUGGUGGUAGCUGCAGUGGGCGUGUCCUGCUUCCUGUCUGUGGUCUCUGUCUUCCUGUACGUCCUCUUCAAACCUAAAAGGAAAAAGAAGAUGGAUUACAUCCUGGCUCGACAGAACAGCACCUUCUAACACAGACCCCUUUAAUGUGUUUCAGUAGUCUGUCAUGCACUGUGUGCAUGUGAAUUCAUGCAGUGACAUCACCAGGAUGUGUUCAGGGUCCAACACUCCUUUUACAGAGACUUAAUGUUUGUAAAUCAGCAGCUACAUUCAGCUCCAGUAACGUGCUGUUACUCAGUGUCCGUCAUGUCUUUAUUCUCCACUGAGCAUUACUCAACAAUGUGUUAUCGCUUCAAUAAUGAGGCAUCUGUUUCAUUUAAGUAUUAUUUUACAGCCAUAACUUUUCUUUCAUGGAUCCAUGUCGAAUCUGAGGCAGAAAUAUCCUGCUGGAAUUUAACCCAAAACUAGGCCUAUAUGUGGACAAAUUCAGUUCAGUCUUCUGUAACAUCUGCGUCCACGUGUCCAAUACACAGUUCAAUAUGAGGUCGUUCAAACACUCCAUCAGAUGAUGUGUUCAGUGACCACGUCAGUCCAACACUGUCAGAGACAUUUAUAAAGUCACAAACACAAAGGAGGCAGAUUAUUAGAAACACCUCUCACUGACUCGUUCACAGCAGCAAUUAAUCAGUCAGUUUCCAACUAUUAAAUUAAUCAACUCAUUUGAUAAUUAUUUAAUUUCUCAGACUGAAUAUUUCCUGGUUUCUUUCCUCUGUGACAGUAAACUGAACAUCUGUGAGGACGUCAUUAAGAGAAACAUUUUAUAGAUGAAACAUUUACUGAUUAAUCAAAACAAUUGACAGAUUAAUCAACCAUGGAAAUAAUCGUGUGUUGCAUCCCUCUUACAAACACAGAGACAAUAUUCACACUGGUGGUGAUACCAUCCUGUUGAUAGUCUGAUACCAUCCUGUUGAUAGUCAGAUACCAUCCUGUUGAUAGUCAGAUACCAUCCUGUCGAUGGUCGGAUACCAUCCUGUUGAUAGUCAGAUACCAUCCUGUUUAUAGUCUGAUACCAUCCUGUUGAUGGUCGGAUACCAUCCUGUUGAUAGUCAGAUACCAUCCUGUUUAUAGUCUGAUACCAUCCUGUUGAUAGUCAGAUACCAUCCUGUUGAUAGUCAGAUACCAUCCUGUCGAUAUUCAGAUACCAUCCUGUUGAUAGUCAGAUACCAUCCUAUUUAUAGUCAGAUACCAUCCUGUCGAUAUUCAGAUACCAUCCUGUUGAUAGUCAGAUACCAUCCUAUUUAUAGUCUGAUACCAUCCUGUCGAUAUUCAGAUACCAUCCUGUCGAUAGUCUGAUACCAUCCUGUUGAUAGUCAGAUACCAUCCUGUUGAUAUUCAGGCUCGCAAGCUGCUGUGUUGGACUGCAUUAGAUUUUACAGUAUAUAUUUACAGUUUAUUUUUUAAAAUGCAGUAAAGCUCUCAGGGAAACAUCUUGUACGUUAAAAGUAGAAAGUUAAGUCUGUUUUUAAAUGUCUGACCAUUUAUAUAUCAAAUCUGAAUAAAGGAGUGAUGUGU
Epinephelus lanceolatus (giant grouper) is the source of this 2811-nucleotide messenger RNA. Its product is annotated as interleukin-1 receptor type 2. Gene Ontology annotation, molecular function: interleukin-1 receptor activity. NCBI's taxonomy places the organism in Eukaryota, Metazoa, Chordata, Actinopteri, Perciformes, Serranidae. The record is from RefSeq and is a predicted model, not a curated record.